Molecule: messenger RNA, 3960 nt
Organism: Erigeron canadensis
Lineage: Eukaryota; Viridiplantae; Streptophyta; Magnoliopsida; Asterales; Asteraceae
Product: putative disease resistance RPP13-like protein 1
Exons: 1
Coding region: 1-3960 (1319 amino acids)
Biological process (GO): defense response to other organism
Molecular function (GO): ADP binding
Source: RefSeq, a predicted model, not a curated record
AUGGUUGUUGGUGAACUGUUUCUUGGCGCAUUCAUCACUGUGUUGUUUGAGAAGCUGGCCUCUGGUGACUUGAAGAGGCUUGCUCGAUCUGCAGGUAUUAUUUCUGAGCUGGAGAAAUGGAACCACAAAUUGGCCCAGAUCCAAGCUGUCCUUGUUGAUGCAGGCCGAAAGCACAUAACACUCUUUGCUGUUCAAUUGUGGCUGAACAAACUCCAGCAAUUGGCUUAUGACAUAGACGAUGUACUUGAUGAUUUGGCCACCGAAGCUAUGCGGCUCCAAUUGAAUCAACAAUCCAAUGCCAUCACCAGCACUAAUAAGGUAUCGAAGAUUAUCCAAAACAAAUUUCAUUAUAUUAAAUUUGGUCAUAAGAUGAGUUAUAAGUUAGAUGAGAUAACAUCCAAACUGGAUGCUCUGGUUGAAGAGAAAAAUAUCUUGGAUUUGAAUGAUAAUGUUCAAAGAUCAGAUAGAAAAAGAUCAGAAGAAACUUCACUGGUUGAUGUAACCAGCGUUGUGGGUCGGGAAGGGGAUAAAGAGCUAUUGCUGGGGAAGCUGUUGGGAAAUGAAUCAUGCAGUCGGAACUUUAGUGUCGUGUCCAUAGUUGGGCUGGGUGGGAUUGGCAAAACCACUCUUGCUCAAGUUUUGUACAAUGAUAAGAAAGUGAAUGAUUAUUUUGAACUCAAGUCAUGGGUUUGUGUUUCUGAUGAGUUUGAUGUGUUUAGUAUUAGCAUGGCUAUUUUUAUAGAUGUGGGUGGGGUGGAUACGAAUUUUAAAACUCUGAAUCAGGUUCAAGUGGCUCUUUCGGAAAAACUCUCCCAGAAAAAGUUCCUGCUUGUUUUAGAUGAUGUCUGGAAUGAAGACAACAAUCAGUGGGAACUUCUACAACGCCCUUUUUCUGUAGGAGCACCUGGAAGUAAAAUUAUUGUCGCAACGCGGAAGAACAAAGUUGCAACAAUUAUGGACUCCAUUCAUGUUUACGCUUUGGAACUCAUGUCAAAUGAAGAAUCUCUGUGUUUGUUUGCCCAACAUGCGUUGGGUAAACAAAAUUUCAAUUUGCAUCCGACACUUAGGUUGUUUGGAGAAGGUAUCCUGAAGAAAUGCAAUAGAUUACCGUUGGCCUUGAAAACACUUGGAAGGGUGUUGAGAACAAAAUCAAGUGAUGAAGAAUGGGAGGAGUUGUUAAAUAGUGAGAUCUGGAAUUUACCCAAUGAAGGUCAUAUUCUUCCUGCCCUAAGACUAAGUUACUAUGAUCUCCCUCCACAUUUGAAGCAAAUGUUUGCUUAUUGCUGCUUAUUUCCAAAGGAUUACGUGUUUGGCAAGGACGAACUUGUCCUUCUCUGGAUGGCAGAAGGCUUUUUGUACCACUCAAAUGGCCGGAAGUCAAUGGAGAGUUUAGGUAGCGAGUGUUUUGAAGAGCUAGUGUCGAGAUCAUUUUUUCAGCAUUCAGCUAAUAAUGAAUCACAUUAUACAAUGCACGAUCUCAUUAGUGACCUGGCAACAAGUGUUGCCGGAGAGUUCUUUUUUAUGUUGGGUGAGAAGAAUGCCGUUAACUGCAGAAAUGUAGCUCUGGAGAAGCUCCGCCACUUUUCGUUUAUUCGUCAAAAAUAUGAAAUAUGGAGCAAGUUCAAGGCAAUACACACAGCCAAGCACUUGCGAACAUUCUUACCAGUGUCAUCGGGAAGGAUAGAUAGAUGGGAAAGUUACCGCUUAUCAAGUAAGGUCCUUACGGAACUACUUCCCCAACUACAGUUUUUAAGGGUGCUGAGCCUAGCUAAUUAUAGAAUCAUUGUGGUACCACAGUCAAUUGGCAGCCUCAAACAUUUGCGGUGCCUCAACUUAUCUAAAACUCGCAUCACAUGUUUACCGGAACAAGUCGGUAACUUGUACAACCUACAAAGCUUGUUGCUUUCUGGUUGUUUCAUGUUAUCUAGCUUGCCAGAUAGUCUCAUAAAACUGAUAAAUCUGCGACAUCUUGAGAUCACAUUUACUCCAAAGUUGAAAGAGUUGCCCAUGGGGAUUGGUGGAUUGACUGGUCUACAAACUUUAUCCAAAGUUACUAUUGGAGAUGGCGAUGGGUUCAAAAUAUCCCAUCUUAAGGACCUACAACAUCUUCAGGGCCGACUUACCAUUGAAGGACUGCAUAAAGUGAAAAAUUCAAUCAGCGCAAAGGAAGCCAACUUACAGCAAAAGAAGCGUCUUCAUGAUUUGGAUAUGGCCUGGGGUAAUGUCUUUGAUAGUUCUCGGAAUGAGUUGAUUGAGUGUGAAGUGCUUGAAGGACUAAGGCCUUUUGAGAAGUUGACCAACAUCAAGAUAAGUAACUACAUGGGAACAAAAUUUCCUAGUUGGCUUGGGGACACCGCAUAUGAUUGCUUAACCCAGAUUACGUUAUGUGGCUGUAGAAGUUGUACAUUGUUACCAACACUUGGGGAUCUACCGUUACUUAAGAAGCUGUUUGUUUGGAGCAUGAAUGGGUUGAAGAGGGUGGGCUCAGAGUUACUUGGAACUGCAAAUGGUAAUGCAUUUCCAUCACUUGAAGUUUUGGAAUUUGAGGAUAUGGCCGGUUGGGAGGAAUGGUCAACUCUAAAUGGUGGUGGCAAAGAUGGAACAGCUACAUCAUUUCCUUGUCUUAUUGAAAUUUCUAUCAUAAACUGUCCGAAACUGGGUGUAUUGACAAUUGAGCCAAUACAUUCACUUCGGGUUGUACAUGUAGAAAGAUGUUCAGCAAUGGUGUUAAACAGCAUGAUCGGUGUGUGUUCGACAAUUACUAGUUUGACAGUGAAAAAAGUCAAUGGACUUACUACUCAGCUAGAUGGAAAAGUAUUAGAGCAUCUUGGGGCACUCGAAUAUCUAAGCAUUACAGAGUGCAACGAACUCAUAUACUUGUGGGAAUCAGAAGAAGAAGCAUGCAAGAUUCUUGUGAAUUUACAAAGGUUGAAAGUAGAGGGGUGUAACAACUUGGUAAGAUUGGGAGAGAAAAAGGUGGAUCUGGUGACUCCCAAGGAAUCUAUUAGAAGUGUAAGUUUUAAUAAUUGUGAGAGAUUGGAGGAUUACAAAUGUUCGAAUAGUAUUGAAAAAUUAUGGAUAAAUCGUUGUGAUUCAGUCACAUCAUUGACCUUCCCAGCAGUGGACUUGCCAUCAUCCACUUUUAUCAUUCUUGUAAUUGAACGAUGUAAGAAUAUGGAGGUGAAUUGGCUUGGGAGCAGCUUUUUGUCAUCACUUACAUCUCUUCACUUAGUUGCAAUUCCAAAUCUGAGGUUGUUACCAGAAGGAGGAUGCUUACUUCAUCUGACGGACUUGAUAAUUUUGGGAUGUGAAAACAUAGAAUCCAUUCCACAUAAAGGUUAUGGUUUUCGUCCCCAUCUUUGCUUAAUAUCUCUUUCAAUCUAUGGUUGCGAGAAUAUAAAGUCAUUUCCACAUGAGCUGUUGCCAAGUCUCACAUCUUUGAAAAUUAUGUGUAUAAGGAAUUGUCCAAGAAUGGACUACUCGUUUCCUGGUGGUUUGUGGCCUCCUAAUUUAUGUUCUCUAUCAAUAGGAGGAAUAAAGAAGCCGAUUUCAAAGUGGGGAAUGCAGAAUUUCCCAAACUCACUUGCACAUCUAACGUUAGAUGGUUUUAAUUCAGGAGGAGCGGUUUCAUUUGCAAAUGCAGAAACUACCAGCAGCAAUACUGCUUCAUCAUCAUGUUCAUUCUUACUUCCAACAUCUCUAACUUCUGUAUGUGUUCGAGAUUUUGAGGAACUGGAAACAGUUUCAAAAGGAAUGCAACACCUCACCUCCCUUGAACUUCUUUCUAUCUCCAACUGCCGGAAGCUAAGAGAUCUGCCAGAGACACUACUCCCUUCUCUUUCAAGUUUGUGGGUGAGUGACGUUUCCCAGGAACUGAGAAAAAAGUGUAGUAGUGAUGGAAGAAAAGCAAAGUAUUGGCCCAUCAUCUCCCAAAUCCCUGACGUGGCAAUCCCUGAUUGA